GUGUGCGCAGGUCGUCGGUGAAAGAGGUGGGCGUUCCUCCCUGUUCGUUCGCUGACUGUUGAUGCCAAGACAGUUUUUCUCCUCCACGACCAGCUCUCCCGAUGUUUCUCCCUACGCUCGUAGAGGACAUGCAUCAUUUUAAGCCUAGUCGAGACAGACUGUACACCACCAGGUGUUGCGGGUGUUGCCACGUCCGGACGGGGACCAUCAUCCUGGGAACAUGGUACAUGGUGGUGAACCUGUUGAUGGGCAUCCUGCUGACUGUAGCUGUGACCCACCCAGAGAAUGUCCCCACUAUCGACUUGCAAUAUGAGGUCAUUGACCAUUACUUUGCCUCCGACAGGAUGUCUGAAAAUGCGUGUGUUGGAUUUGCCAUCUCUCUGCUGAUGCUCACCAUCAGUGCCAUGAUGGUGUAUGGAGCCAUUACUCAUCGUGACGGCUGGCUCAUCCCGUUUUUCUGCUACCAGUUGUUUGACUUUGCUCUGAGCUGCCUGGUGGCCAUCAGCUCUCUCACCUACCUGCCCAGGAUCAGGGACUACCUGGACCAGCUGCCGGAUUUCCCGUACAAAGACAACCUGCUGUCUCUGAACUCCAGCUGCCUGCUGCUCUUUGUGCUGGUUUUCUUUGCCUUCCUCAUCAUCCUCAAGGCUUAUUUGAUCAACUGUGUGUGGAACUGCUACAAGUACAUCAACAACAGGAACAUGCCAGAGAUCGCCGUGUACCCUGCCUUUGAGACCCCUCCCCAGUACAUCCUGCCCACUUACGAGAUGGCAAUGAAGAUGCCAGAGAAGGAACCACCUCCCCCUUACAUGCCAGCCUAAACACCAGCCCUUUUGCCAAAACGCACGCACACGCACACGCGCACACACACACACACACACACACACACACACACACACACACACACACACACACACACACACACACACACACACACACACACACACACACACACACACACACACACACACACAGCCAUCAUAAGCAUUCCUAAGUUCCCUCACUAACCCUUCCUGAACCAUUACGCCCUCAUCCCUCCCCUCUGACCUACUGUUUAUGUGUAAGGCCACUGAAGAUGUUCUGUUCAACCCUCCCGCUGUCUUUCUAGAGUCUGUAGAAGAUCUUAGAGAUGUGAGAGGAGAAAUUUGUGUGAAAAUAAAUGAAUGACUGUAAUGUUUGAAAAUCAACAGAAGCUACCCCCUCCCUAACUCCACCUCCCACCUCUGGCCUGUUUUAUGUCUUAGUAAAAGGGAUCUAUGUGAAAACUAAAUUGCUUGAAAUGCUCUCAUCAAUCCAGCACCAUUCUAUCAAUAGAUUCAUAUAUGAAGUGUAAAAAAAAAAAUUAUGACAAUCCAUGUAUUAUAGCUCUUAUUGUUGAAUUGUGUUACAGUUUGACCCUAAUUAUGAAGCCCUAGACUAUUCUUUCUCAGUCUUGAGUGGAGUCUGUAGCACUUUUUUGUCUGUUAUUUAUUUAGCUUCGCUGUGGUUCCAUUCACCUCCACCCCCAGACAUCGUCACCAUUCUGCUGUUAGCAACGCUAGUGAAAUGUUUUCCAGGUAGGGAGAGAGCAGAGGGCACCGAUGGCGGAUCAUUUUCUCUGCUUCUUUCUAACGCGACAUCUGGAGCAAACGGCUAGUCUCGUGAACAUUAGUUGUUGCAUGCUCAUCAGCUCCACCUCCUCCCAUUACUUUACUGGUAAUAUGAUUUUAACCUAGUGGAAAUACAUUUGACUUCAAUAAACAGUUCAGAACAA
Molecule: messenger RNA, 1753 nt
Organism: Amphiprion ocellaris (clown anemonefish)
Lineage: Eukaryota; Metazoa; Chordata; Actinopteri; Pomacentridae
Gene: laptm4a
Product: lysosomal protein transmembrane 4 alpha
Exons: 7
Coding region: 102-821 (239 amino acids)
Cellular component (GO): lysosomal membrane
Source: RefSeq, a predicted model, not a curated record